Molecule: messenger RNA, 876 nt
Organism: Colletotrichum lupini
Lineage: Eukaryota; Fungi; Ascomycota; Sordariomycetes; Glomerellales; Glomerellaceae
Exons: 10
Coding region: 1-876 (291 amino acids)
Source: RefSeq, a predicted model, not a curated record
AUGCAGGACAACUCUUGCGUAACUCCAAAAAAUUGCUCAAGGACCAUUAAAGAAGUGAUGAAUGAUUGGAUACUCGCCGCUGUCUCCUCGGAGGGCGCCGCCAGGGUAUCACGGACCAACUGCGAUGCGAGGGUUACGAGCCUCCCGAGCUCUCACCAUCAGGACUGCGGUACCAUUCGUGUAACACCAAAUCCCGAACCCCUCUCGCCCAAAGCAUAUAACAAGAGUUAUCAGCUGGAUGAUAAUGGCUCAAAGACCAUGCACGAAAAAGAGUCCCACAAUGCCAAACUACCCGCAUAUCAAGUUCCCAUCAACAAGGCGUCGCAGACCGAGACAAGUUUGUUUACUGCCCGCAGUCCAGUCCCACACAAAAAACGCAACGCCCGCCCGCUCGCCGCCGUCGCACCCCGAAACUUUUGUGAAGUAAGCGCUGUCCGAAGCGUCGCAGAGCCCUCCCCCCCAAGAAAAACCCCUUCCCUUCCCCCACACCCCCUGGAAUUAAGCAGCAACCAGGCUAGAACGGCAGUGUCGGUCCUGUCGGAUACGAUAUCAUUCCCUCCCUCAGUCUCUAGAGUCCUAGACCCUCUGGAGUUUGCUAGUCCGAAAUACCUCUUACCCAUCCCCCAGAAAGACCUCGAGGCCUGUAAGAGAGCCCUCUCCCCCCACCUCCUCGACGGGCUCCAGGAGACGCUAAGCAAAGCAGUGAGUGCAAACUGCAUUCUUACGGUGCCAAUGGCCCUGACAUUCUAUCUAUCCAUGGUGCUUACUACCUAUUCUCUUCUCGCUUCCUUCUGGAUAAGCGAUUGCAGUUAUGAACAGGCCAACGAGGAGUUGCAUCCGUUAUUGCUGGCCUGCCUGCAGCUAACCACCCCCUGA